Messenger RNA from Triticum aestivum (bread wheat), 6874 nucleotides. RefSeq lists its product as uncharacterized. Lineage: Eukaryota; Viridiplantae; Streptophyta; Magnoliopsida; Poales; Poaceae. Bases 1912 to 4539 code for a protein of 875 amino acids. Gene Ontology annotation, molecular function: nucleic acid binding; zinc ion binding. The record is from RefSeq and is a predicted model, not a curated record. The transcript is spliced from 2 exons.
GAGAGACACACACAACAGCAGUCUACACAACACCCGUCUCCAGAGCAUCGCAAGCACCAGAUCACCACUUCCCUCACUCUCCUCAGUAGUAGUAGUUGGUAGUAGCCAUCUCCAGUUUGGAAUAAGCCUUUGAGGCAUUGUAUCAUCCAGUGGUGGAGGUAGGCAGAAGGUAGUCCUCUUUUUCUCUUUGUAAUCCCUUCGGGGUCUCCCGAAAGGGAAAUCCAUAUGUAAAUUAUAUUGUCGAAAUGAAGUAGUUUCUGGUUUUACUUGGUUUUUAUAUUAUGAAUUUAUGAAAUGAGUUCUUACGCUAGGGAUCCUAUAGGAGAAACAUCUGCGGGUAGUUCUCUAUUUAGCCGAUGUGUGGCGUUUGAAUGAGAACCAUGUGGCCGUAGAGAAGUGUUCCCUUCGGGUGGAACUGCCUGGGAAGACGGUAGGAAUUCAUCAAAUAAAUUUGUAAUAUAAACAUCAAGUGAAAGAACUUAGCUGCUUCUGAAGCAACAUAGUGAUGAAUACAGAGAGUACCGAGUAGGAUUAACACAACUGCUGCAUACCCGUAGGCUGUCUCGUUGGUUUCGCCAACCCGUAAAAGAUCCUGCAUAUUAAUUAAGAAUUGGUUAAUUAAAUAAUUUCACAAAAUUUAAAUUACGUAAGAAGUUAAUAAGUACUUUAUAUUUUAAUUUAAUAUAUUUGUGUGUUGGUAUCUCAGCCAGAGUUUUAAUCAUUGAAUGACUAAAGUAUUUGAAUUUAGAAAUUAGUACAGGUAGACUGAUCUCUACCAAAGAAAAUAUUAGCAUACGUGCAGAAUAAAUCCUUCCGAAGAACAUACGUGGCAUACUAGUCAUAGCCAACUAAAUUUAAUUGUCGACCUCAUUCAUAACUUUUAUAUAACUUGGGGGAAAAGGCAAGAUAAUUUAGACCAAAAAUUUGAAAGUCUGUUAAAAGAACACAAAAAGUUAGUAGAAAAAUACGCAGGCUUGAAUAAUAAAAUCGAUCUAGUUCUAUAGAAAUUAGAAGAAUCGAAAGGUAGAAACCUUAUAAUUUGUAAGAACAAUGACUAUAUUAAAGAAGAAGUUUUAUCCAUUGGUAAGAAUCAAAGUGGUGUCAUAAAUAAGAAUAAAGAUUCAUUAUCAGGUGCUAAAACAAGACGCGAUAUACUUGAAGUUAAAAGGUUAAUACAAGAAGUAAAGACUCUAGUCGUAUCAUAACUUGAAUGAGUGAAUAUUGCCAAGCAUUAAAAGAAGUAGAAAAUUAAUUAACACCUUCUGUCGGAUUUUCAUAUCACGAUUUGCCAAACGAAGAUUCCAGAAUAAUUAUAAGGCAGAAUAACACAAUUCUACAACUACUAGUCUAGAUUUUGGAAAAGCUAAAUACUAAACGAGGUAACAACGAGUUGAUAUUAUCUUCAUCCGGAAUAGUCUCAUCCUCUAAAAAUAUUAAUUCUGAAAAAUGGAACUAUCUAAAAGCGUCUCUAGAAGAGACAAGACAAUCCAGUUAAUAAGGCAAGAUUCUAGGCCGCUAACCAUGAUGAAUAGGAUAUCAUGCAGAAGUGACGACAUAGAUAAUUUAGAAGAGGUUAUAGACAUGGAACGCGAAUUAGAAAGAUAUCAGAGAGAUACGUUAAGAAAAAUAAGACCGCAACAUGUAUAUCACAUGGGCAUAUUUGAAAGUAAAAGCGGAUUAUACAGAAUAUCUAGAGAAGUAGAAUUAAGUGUGUUAGUGCAUCCGGUGGAUUUAAGAAUUGUUAGCAAAAAUAUUGAGAAUGAACUUACAUAUUCAGGUUACAAAUAUAUUCACCAAGGGAUGUAUAUUAUAGGAGUAAAAGAAAUGACAAGAUAGAAAUUAGGAACGAAGGUAUUAAUUACAUUACUUGACAAAAGAUGGGAGUCGGUAGACAAAGCAUCAUUAGGCUUUAUGGAAGGAGAUAUGAAUCAAAAUAGAUUAAUAACAUAUAUAGCUCCAGACUUAAUGAUGCCUGUAAUAGAAUUUAUUGAGAAAAUGAGCUUUGGGUUUCAAACCAGAGGAUAUGAAGAUUUUAAAGGAACAAAUUUGUUAGUAAGCAUUGAAUUCAUAGGAAGACUCACGAAUAAAAGAAGCUCUAGAUACAAAGUAAACGUAAAUGACGUAAUAGAGAGCAUGCAAUCUAAAGGCAUAAAAUUUAUGAGCCCUCUUAAAAUUGGUUCUGAAGAGAGAGCAGGAGAGGAAUGGAAUAUAAGCGAAUUAAUAGAAAAGAAAGAGUUGAGGCAGCCAGAAAAUUAUAUAAGCUACCAAAAUAGCGAAGGAAGUAGUAGCAUUAGAUUAUUGAACUAUAAAUCCGCAGCCGUAGACAAAAUAGAACCUCUUUUGUCAGAAGCAGAGAGUAGUGAUAGUAGGAAUAAAGGAGUAAAAGAAUGCAUGGAAAAGGUAGACUUAGAAGAUGAAUUAAAACAUUGGGAAGAAAAAUUAAAACGCAUAAACUGGGAAUAUAAUAAUUCAAUGACAUCAGAUUGGCCUAAAAUAAGAGAAAGAGAAUUAUUCUUUAUUAGAGAAAUUUCGAGAAUAAAAAUAUUAAUAAAGGAUAAAAAACCAGUCAUUAGUAACCCAGUGGUGCCAAAGAAUAACAUUAAACGCGGAGAAAAUACCGAUAUCAAGAAUAAAGCUGAAAGUCAUAAAGAGAAAGCCAUAAGUGAAGAAGAUCAAUGGGAUAUCAAUAAUAAGAUAUUAUUAGAAAGAUAUAAAGAAGAAGAAGAAGAACCAUGGAAUCAAUAUGAAGAUCAAAAUUAUAUUGAUUUCGAGCAAAAUGCUGAUUUUAUAAACUCGUUAGAUGACAAAAUUCUGCAUAAUUUAGAAAAUGUGAUGGAAGCCAUGGAAGUAGAUUUAGGUGGUCAUAAAAGAAGAAGAGGUUAUGGCGAGUCAUCUGUAAAGAGAGAAGGAGAAAGAGAGAGACCUACUCGAUCUUCUGGAAAAUGGCCUCCUGAAAAAGAUGAUUAUCAACCUACAUAUAUCCCUGGACAAUAUACAUUUAUGGGUUCUAAAAGAAGAGGUUUUGAAAAGGCAGUGCAGUUCCAAAACUCUAGGAAUGAUGGUGCAAUUCUGAAUUUAACAGCCCAUGACCCUAUAGAUUGGCCGAAUAUAAUUAGUGUGUGGAAAGGAUUAAUAGUCCAAAAAUAUAUACAAAAUCAAUAUAAUAUAGGGAAUAAGGUGGAAGAUAUGAUAACAUAUCUUGAAACAUUUUUGGGAGAAUCAGUAAAAAUAUUCUGGGAACAAUGGGUAGAGACAUAUCCAGACCAAUACGAAGAACUAAAAAGAGCUGGGAGUAAUCCUAAUAACUUUGCCAAUGUCAUAUCAAAUAUGGUCAUAGCAGAAGAUCCAGAAUUGGGUCAUACCACAUUGCAAAAUGAAAGGUUGAGAGAAAUAGAAAAAUUAACUUUAACAAGUUGGAAAGGUAUAAAGGAAUUUUCUCAGCAUUAUUUAUACAAUGCUACCACAGCUAAGCAAGGCUACAAUAAAGGUGUGGUUGAAAGGUAUUUUAAUAGGUUACCAUAUCCAUUAGGAUCAAUAAUAUUUGAAGAAUAUAAGAAAGAUACUGCAGGCAUAGUCAUAAAUAUAUCUCAAUUUAUAACGUUUGUGUUUAAACAUCUUAGAAAGGUAUGUACAAGUAUACAGGCCCAGAGGUCUAUGAAGAAAUCCGAUUAUAGUUUCUGCAAUAAAAUCGUCCAAAUACCACUAACAUAUGGCGAAGAAAGACACAGGAGUAAGAAAUAUUAUAAACCACAAAGAGAUAAUAGAAAUUUUAGAACAAAGAAAAGAUAUUUCUUACGAAGAUCGGAUAAUAGAGCCCCAUUCCUGCAUAAAAGAAAUGUUAGAAGAUAUAAUCCUAGAAAAUCAUAUGAUAAAACAUGUAGAUGUUUCAUAUGCAAUUCACCUGAUCAUUUAAGUAAAACUUGCCCUAAUAAAGAUCAGAAAAGGUACUCUAGUAAAUAUGAAGAGCAAGAGAGAGUAUUAAUUAUAGAUAGUGUUAAUGAGAAUAUACUAGUAUGUGAUGAUGAAGUAAAAGAUGAUGAGUCAAUAUACUCCAUCAUAGAAACAGAUGAAAUAGAAAAUGAAGAGCUAGAAGAAGAAUCUAGUGAAGAUGAAAUCGAUUUAAUAGAUGAUCUAUCAGGAUUAAAAAUAGAGAUGAUGAACCAGGUAGAUUGUGAACAUGAUUGGAUUAGGGGAAAAGGAGACUAUAAUAUAAAAUGUGCCUUUUGCAUAUAUUACCCCAGCCAAGAGAAUAGGUAUACAUGUAGUUUAUGUUUAAGACAAGCUUGUAACUCAGGCCUAAAAUCUACGAAUCAAAGGUGGAGACAAGAAAUAGAAUAUGAACCUGAAGAUAGAAUAUUAUCUAGCAGAGUUAGAAAUCUAGAAAAUAGACUAAAUAAGUUAGAGGCAGAACUAGAAGAUCUAAAAUCUAACUUAGAAAAUAAAGCAAAUACAGAAGAAGAGAACAUUAUAGUUGAAGGCACGGAAAUAGAAGAGCAAAUAAUAACAGAAAGAGAUCAAAUAAUAGAACCAAAUAAAUAGCAAGAUAGGUUCUACCAGAACAUGGAAGACAGCAUAACAGAGAAUAGAUAUAAAGUCAUACAUGAUCAUAUUAAAGGCAAAUAAAAUAAUUUACCAAACUUAUUUCUCUGAUCAUCAUUUCUACAGGAAUGAAGAGAAACACACUUGUAGGAGGAAGUGAAAGCUACAUAUCUGGAAAUAACACCAGAAUAAGGAUAUUACCGCCAAAUACAUUCAAUUUCAGACCAAAAGAUCAUAUCCAAGUUUAUGAUAUGGAAAUAUGCUUAUUGGAUAUUAAGGACAUAAUCAGAAGACAAGAAAAAGGUUGUAUGCAAUCUAAUAUCAAUAACCCUGCAGUAUAUUUUACACCAAGACCAACAUAUAUUAUGUUCGAUGGAAUAGCUAUGACAUUGGAAGAAAUACAAAUAAGGCGUGAUGAAAUCAAGUAUGCCGCAAAUUGGGCCAAGAUAAUGAAAGGAUGUUAUUUCGAGUAUCAAGAACUGAUAGAAAGAAUAUAAAUGAAGUAAAUUCUUCAAAAUAUAAAUCAUACACAGAAUGCCUUAUCAAAGGAGUUGAUCCUUUGGACAGAGAAUACAUAAAAUUGAAGAUAGUUGAAAAACUUAAAGAAGUUACAAAGACAAUGAAGGCAGAAUUGAAGGAAGAAAUUUUAAAAGAAUUACGAUCAAAAAUGAACCAAAAUUUUGAAGAGCUAAAGAAAGAAUAUGAUCAAAAAUACGAUUUCACCAUUUCUGAGACAGACCAUACAGACAUUGCCGGGCACGGGCAACCAAUUGAAUAAAGAGGGAAAACAAUAAUCAAAUAUACUCAAAUAUGAAUUGAUAUGAAUAUCAAUUAUUCGGGCACGGAGGACCUAUACCCGAAUAUUGAAAGAACUCGAAAUAUUGAUAAGGUGUUAUCAAUAAUAUGGGCGGGGUAGACCCGUACACAAAAAAAAUAACAAUAAUAAUGGUAGCAAGAAUAAUUAUUCAAGAAGCAGCCAUGCAACAUCCGUAUCAGGAAAGGUCUUCAUUCAAGACAGGUCCGUUCAUCCAAGUUGCAUGAAGACAAUAUUCAACCGUGCAUAGAUAACUCAUAGCACAGUGCAUACAAGAACAAGAGUUGCAAUGAAGACAAGAGCUUCAGUCUGGACAAAAUCAUCUGUCAAGACAAAGAUUCCAGUCAAGACAAAAGUUCCAGUCAAGACAAAAUUCGCGGUCAAGACAAAUAUUCCAGUCUGGACAAAAUUCACAGUCUGGACAAAGUUCUCAGUCUAGACAAAAAUAUCAGUCUAGCAUCGGAGUCAUGCAACGCUUGAUGUCGCAAACACUAAGGCACUUCAGCGGUGCAUAAGGCGUGUCAAGCUAUGAGAUACCCCGGCCUCCAGCUAUGACGCAGAAGAAUAAAAGAGGGGAGCAUCCAGCAUCCCUCGCGCACUAUAAAAGGAGGAGGACUAAGCGCGGAGAGACACACACAACAGCAGUCUACACAACACCAGUCUCCAGAGCAUCGCAAGCACCAGAUCACCACUUGCCUCACUCUCCUCAGUAGUAGUAGUUGGUAGUAGCCAUCUCCAGUUUGUAAUAAGCCUUUGAGGCAUUGUAUCAUCCAGUGGUGGAGGUCGGCAGAAGCCAUGCAACAUCCGUAUCAGGAAAGGUCUUCAUUCAAGACAAGACCGUUCAUCCAAGUUGCAUGAAGACAAUAUUCAACCGUGCAUGGAUAACUCAUAGCACGGUGCAUACAAGAACAAGAGUUGCAAUGAAGACAAGAGCUUCAGUCUGGACAAAAUCAUCUGUCAAGACAAAGAUUCCAGUCAAGACAAAAGUUCCAGUCAAGACAAAAUUCGCGGUCAAGACAAAUAUUCCAGUCUUGACAAAAUUCUCAGUCUAGACAAAGUUCUCAGUCUAGACAAAAAUAUCAGUCUAGCAUCGGAGUCACGCAAGGCUUGAUGUCGCAAACACUGAGGCACUUCAACGGUGCAUAAGGCGUGUCAAGCUACGAGAUACCCCGGCCUCCAGCUAUGACGCAGAAGAAUAAAAGAGGGGAGCAUCCAGCAUCCCUCGCGCACUAUAAAAGGAGGAGGACUGAGCGCGGAGAGACACACACAACAACAGUCUACACAACACCAGUCUCCAGAGCAUCGCAAGCACCAGAUCACCACUUCCCUCACUCUCCUCAGUAGUAGUAGUUGGUAGUAGCCAUCUCCAGUUUGUAAUAAGCCUUUGAGGCAUUGUAUCAUCCAGUGGUGGAGAUAGGCAGAAGGUAGUCCUCUUUUUCUCUUUGUAAUCCCUUCGGGGUCUCCCAAAAGGGAAAUUCGUAUGUAAAUUAUGUUGUCGAAAUGAAGUAGUUUCGGGUUUUA